AGUUCAUGUGUCUUCUUUUCUUUUACACGCAUCGCAUUUUUGUUCCCCUCUACACCGCACGUGUUUCAUCUCGCGUUUUUUAGCCUAUUUAGCGAAGCGUUUUGAUUUAUACCGACUGCAAACAGCCACAGAUAGAAACCGCCUCUGCUCGCUUUUCUUUAAUCGGGAGAAAUAGUCAAUUAUGUCCGGACAAAGGAACUCAUUUGAACAAAGUAAACGAAACUGAAAACGGCCAAAGCUUAAGCCUCUGCCUUUAACACAGAUAAAGAAUGGGAAAGAAGAGGGGGAAAAACAGGAGCUUCAGAGAGGAUGAGGACAUUGAUCUGUCUGGUCCAUCCUGCAGACAUAUCAGGAAAGGUACUGACCAAACUCUUCUGAAGAAACUGUCUGCUGUUUCUGAUUGGACCAAUUGUCAAGAUUGUAAGCAUGAGGAGAAUAAAGAAAAUAUCUGCCAGACUGAACCAGAGGAAUCAGAGGAAAAGGAAACCGUUGGCGUAUGGAUGUGCUUGAAAUGUGGGCAUAGGGGAUGCGGGAGGCAUUCUGAGAACCAACAUGCCAUCAAACAUUAUGAAACUCCUCGCUCAGAUCCACAUUGCCUGGUGGUUAGUUUGGACAACUUGAGCGUAUGGUGUUACCUAUGUGAUGAUGAGGUCACAUAUUCAAGUACAGGGCAACUGGCACAGCUGGUGAAAAACCUGAACAAGCAGAUCUCCACAGAUCCCAUGAAGAGACCACAGAAAAGAGUGAAAGAGGAUGUGGAUGUGUUGGAGGUUAAACAGGAGACAGAAACUGUAAACCCAGAAGAUGGUGAGGACAAGGAAAACAAAGACACCAGGAAUAAACAGCGGAAAAACAUCAAAAAAGAGAAUGUUGGAAAAUCUCCAACCCACAACACAGUUGAAGAAAAUGACAGUGUUCCAGUCAAAGGGCUGAGCAACCUUGGAAACACUUGUUUCUUCAACGCAGUCCUGCAGAAUCUUUCACAAACUCAGCUUCUGAGACAAAUCCUCAACAAAAUAACAGAAGAGAAAAUUAUCCUCGACAUUCAACCUGAUCCCUCUUUGGGUCUGGAGCCUAUAUCAGUGCCAUUAGAUCAGCCUGGAUCUCUAACAUUGGCUAUGUGUAAACUACUCAAUGAGAUCCAGGAGUCCAAAAAGGGUGUGGUAACGCCGCGCGAGUUGUUCUCACAAGUUUGUAAAAAGGCUGCCAGGUUUAAAGGAUUUCAGCAGCAAGACAGCCAGGAGCUGCUGCGGUACCUGCUGGAUGGGAUGAGAGCUGAGGAGCUUAAAGCACUAUUAGCUGUAGAUGGCCCUCAGACCUCAGAGCGUGUGCUGGAGAGGGUUGUACCAUCCCUUUUUGCUGGAUAUGAUGACGCUCAUUACUCCCUCACUUUCUUUCAGAUUUCUGUUGUCACAGAGAUGUUUUUGGAUCUCUCUCUUCCUGUUUCCGAUGAGGCCUACAGAAAGAAAAACCCCAAAAAAGGAAACCCUAAGACCAGUGAGUCAAGUCAGGAUGGUAGAGAGAGCCCUGAUUUGACCAAAGGGAAUGAGGACACUUCAAUUGGAUCCGGUAGCAAAUAUCAACAAAAAAAAGCUAAAAAGCAGGCAAAGAAGCAAGCCAAGCAUCAAAAACGGCAGCAGAAGCUUGAAACCAUAAAGACUUUAGGAAAUCUGACAUUUCCAAGCGAUGCAAAUGGUGAACCAACUGAUGUCACUGAACAUCCAAAAGACGCAGAGAACGUGGACGAUGCGCCAUGCGACGAAGCCUCAUUGAAUGAACAAGAUCCUGAACCUGUCUGUGUAUCUGAGCAGGAUGAGGCUGUCGAGCAGGAGAAAGAGGAGGACAAGGAUUCAGUGACUGACAGUGUCUCGUUAGCCGAUUCUCCUGUCAGUAACCGUUUUAAUGUCUUGUCAGAGGAACAGCACUCGCAUGACGGCGCUUCCUGUAAUGAAAUGUCGAACGCGGAUCUGGAAGGAGAACUGGACAUGCAGCUGGCAAAUAAACUGGAACAGGUGAAUUUAGAUGACGCAUUUAUAGACCCUGAUGCCAUGGAGCCGGCCGCGGAGAGCGAAGACGAAGCUGCAGAGGAUAUGGAAUAUACAGUGAUAAACCAAGACCCAGAGACGGCCUUCGACACGCUCUCAACCAGGACAAGCCCAGAGAAACAGGAGUGUUCGGUGCAGUCUUGCCUUUUUCAGUUCACCGAAGUGGAAACUCUCACACAGAACAACAGCUUGCUGUGUGUCACCUGCACCAAGCAACGUAGGAGGAAAGAAAAAGCUGGAGGAUCUGAAAAAAACAUCUACACCGACGCCUUAAAGCAAAUGUUGAUCUCCUCCCCACCACCUGUACUUACCCUUCAUUUGAAAAGAUUUCAGCAGAAUGGAUACAGCAUUUGUAAAGUGAACAGACAGGUUCAGUUUCCUUUGAUUUUGGAUCUUGCUCCUUAUAGUUCAACCAAAUGCAAGAAUAUCUCUGAAGGAGACACUCAGAUUCUGUAUAGCCUGUAUGGCAUCGUAGAGCACAGCGGGACCAUGAGGUCAGGCCAUUACACCGCCUAUGUAAAAGUUCGACCUAACUCUCUUAAAUCUCCAUUAAAUGAUAAAAAAGCAGAUGCAGAGCCCCCUAGAGGAUCCUGGUUCCACAUCAGUGAUACAAGUGUUCAACCUGUCAGUGAAAGUAAAGUUCAAAGCUGCCAAGCCUACCUCCUCUUCUACGAAAGACUCCUCUAACUUUUUUGUCCAUAUGUACUCAGGAAAGACUGACCAAACCUGCUGCUUCAAAUUAAACUGCACAAGAAAUCUCAUUCAGGACUUUGAAACUGAUUUUGUUUUGAGUUCAUUAGUGUAGGUGCUCUGCUGAAUAUGUGAGUAAUUUUACUCAUAAUUAACAUUAAAUCAACCAGGAGAGGUGAAUGAAUAUCUAUAAAAUGUAUAUCUGUCAUUUACAGGGCUGCCAACUUUUCACCUUGGGGUGAGAUAUUGAAAUAGUUUUGACAGGAAACCUGUCAGGGUUACAUGAGGAUAGGUGCAGCUAUAGGUUGGAGGAUUUCAGAGAAUUUAACUGAAACAAAGUGGCAAAAUGUGGAAUUUUUAUAGCACAGUAAAUCUUACUGAGUAACAACUGGUCUGUAGUUAUGUGUAUCAUUUUUCUCACAAUAUACAUUAUUUUCUACAUUCUUGUGUGUUUUUUUGGGUGAAUUGAAGUAAAGCAGAAUGGGCCCUACCAACAUACUUGCAUCUUAAAAAUACUUUAAACUAAGAAUUUCACAACUUUGCUCAUUAAUUAUUCUCUGCAGUUUAAGUAAAUUAAACAACGGGGAACCAAUAAGCUAUUACUGGAUUACUGACACUGAUGCAGGAACCAGAGCAAUUGAAACCUAUGUAAACUACACUGUGUAUGAAUAUUUGGUAAUGGGCUAAGGAUUAAAAAGCUGCGUUCAUUCUGUUAUUAGUUUUUCUUACAAUUGGCAAAAUGGCUAAACAACUCAGACCUUCUAAGAGGCUGUAGAUUAUAUAAAAACUCACCAUGACAGGAGACGGCACUUCUCUGGAUGUUUCAUUUGAAAGAUGUGAUGGAAAUAAAGUUUUUACACAUAUUCAAUGGACCAAAUUAAAGAUAAAUGA
Messenger RNA from Cyprinodon variegatus (sheepshead minnow), 3626 nucleotides. It is a transcript of the gene usp16, whose product is annotated as ubiquitin specific peptidase 16. The record is from RefSeq and is a predicted model, not a curated record. Bases 270 to 2732 code for a protein of 820 amino acids. NCBI's taxonomy places the organism in Eukaryota, Metazoa, Chordata, Actinopteri, Cyprinodontiformes, Cyprinodontidae. Gene Ontology annotation, biological process: protein deubiquitination. Gene Ontology annotation, molecular function: cysteine-type deubiquitinase activity; cysteine-type endopeptidase activity; zinc ion binding. Gene Ontology annotation, cellular component: nucleus; cytosol. The transcript has 17 exons.